GUUCGGCCGCUCUUGGAGCGCCUGCGGGAGGCGCUGAGCACCACGGGGACCGACCCGGAGGUCUUGGUACUCAUUCCGGCAGUGCCAGCGGACGAACGCCCCGCAGACGAGGACUGCGUGAUUUGCUUGGGCGGAUGCUCUGGCGAGGAGACCAGCUGGCGGCGGUUGAAGUGCGGACAUAGGUUUCACCAUGACUGCCUCAUGUCCUGGCUGAAGAAGGCUUUCCGCUGCCCGGUGUGUCGGCUGGACGUGAACUCCGCGUACCAGUCGGAGGCUGCCGCUGCGGCGCAAGCACGGCCUGCACCCAGCACCUGA
Symbiodinium natans is the source of this 315-nucleotide messenger RNA. The record is from the annotation of a GenBank genome assembly. NCBI's taxonomy places the organism in Eukaryota, Dinophyceae, Suessiales, Symbiodiniaceae.